CAGACAAAACAAUUUAGAUCUAUCCGCAUAACUUUCUUGUCAAUCCGGGAUUGACUUGAAAGUUACUAAGUUCAAAGUCCUCAAGAAAUUUUGUUUUGGAACUGAACUUUUAAAUUUUUAAUAACUGUUUUCCACAAUUCAGAGACCUGACAGCACUCAGGACUGACAUACUGCAACAGCAUGGCCAGUGAUGACGUUUUGAGAGAAGGUGUGAGAACAAAUUUAGAAGCAUGGGCAAAGAAGCUGGAUUGUGGGGGAGACUUGGAGAAACAAAAUCACUUCAAGAAACUAUUCAUCAAAAGAUUACAAAAUUCUCCUGUUGCCAUAGAAACAGACAAGGCAAACGAACAACAUUACGAAGUUCCAACAGAAUUUUUUAAAACAGUUCUAGGGAAGAGAUUGAAGUAUAGUUGCUGCUACUGGACAGAAAUGACGAAAACUUUAGAGGAAGCUGAAGUUGAAUCUUUGAAGAUUUAUUGUGAAUCAGCUAAAAUAACAGAUGGUUUGUCAGUAUUGGAUUUAGGAUGUGGAUGGGGAUCUUUAGGACUGUUCAUCUUACAAACAUAUCCCAAAUGUCAAGUCACAUGUGUUUCCAACUCUAAUACACAGAGAAGACACAUUGAGACAGAGGCUCUGAAGAUGGGCGUGGCUGACAGAUUAGACUGUAUCACUGCGGAUGCCAACUUCUUUUCUACAAACAAAAGAUUUGACAGAAUCAUGUCAAUAGAAAUGUUUGAGCAUAUGAAAAAUUACGAGAUACUAAUGCAGAGGGUGUCGUCAUGGCUGAAACCUUCUGGUUACCUGUUCAUUCAGGUCUUGUGUCACAGACAACAUGCCUACGCAUUUGAUACCAAACCGGGAUCAGAUACAGAAUGGAUGGCUAAAAACUUUUUUACUGGAGGAACUAUGCCGUCCGCAGAUUUGUUCUUGUAUUUUCAGAAAGAUAUAUAUGUGGUAGAUCACUGGGUUUGGAAUGGGCAGAACUACAGCAAAACAUUGGAGGCGUGGCUUGAGAAGACUGACCUUAAUAUUGACAAGGUCAAAGAUAUAUUUAGAAACAAUUAUGGUGAUGAGGCAGACAAACAGUUAUUUAAUUGGCGAUUGUUUUUUAUUUUUUGUUCAGAAGUUUUUGGAUUCAAAGGUGGCAACGAAUGGCCUGUAGCUUUAUAUUUGUUUAAAAAACAUCUUAGUAGUUCUUUAUGAUGUGUUAAUUACUUUUGGGUUUAAAGACGAUCAAAAUGGCUGGUAGCUUUAUAUUUACCCAAUAUUUAAAAUCUUUAUUUAAUCUGUGUUGACAUUACUUAUCAUUUAUAUGUUCAUCUUAAACAUCUUAGUAGCUCUUUAAAAUAUAUCUGGAGACGUCUGGGUUUAUUUUGACCAACAAUUGCUAGUAGCUUUAUAUUUAUUCCAUAUCUUUAUUUGACAUGAAUUAUCAUACAUAUGGUAAACAUCUUAGUAGUUCUCUAUGAUGUAUUGAUGACUUUUACAAUUUCGGGGACCAAAUUAUGGUGUUCUUAGUCUCUCUUUUUCAUUGCGCUUUGUAUCAAAAUGAAAUAGCUAUAACUCAGGUAUUCUAAGUCUCUGAUAUUGGAAGAUAAAUUGAUUGCCACUUUUGACAGCAAGUUUUUAUUGGUCAAGGAAGCCAGAGUACCCAAAGCAUACUUGCCACCUUUUCAAAAUGCCCAUGAGCGUUUUGCGUGCAAGAUGGCUGUCAUAGUCCUAAAAAACCUUCAAGGGGGCAAGCAAAUUCAUUUAAAUGUUGUUUUUUGGCUUCUUCAUACUUUUAAAAGCCUUAUGGCAUUGUAAAAUUAAUUGUUUUGUUUAAAUUGUGGACAAAAUUGCUCUUUCAAAAUUUCAAUUUGGGAGCCUCCAGGGGAAAAUUGCCCGCAAAUAGUGACAGUUAGCAGGUAUGCCAAAGAGAACUUCUAUCUAAGAGAAGAAAACUUGACUAUUUGAAUGAUUGUAGAAAAACUCAAAUUUGUUUCAUUUUGUUAAUUAAUUAAGCCAUUAGUUUUUUCAUUUGAAUUGUUUUAUAUUUGUCAUUUCGGAGCCUUUUUAAGCUGACUAUGCAGUAUGGGCUUUGCUCAUUGUUGAAGGUCUUACUAUGACCUAUAGUUGUUAAUUUCAGUGUCAUUUGAUCUCUUGUGGAGAGAUGUCUCAUUUGCAAUCAUAACAUAUCAUCUUUUUUAUAUCCUUGUCAAUAAUUUGAUACUGGAAAAGUGCAUCUAGUGAAGUAAUUUAUCAACAGCAUAGUUGAAUUUUUAUGUUUUCAAUCAAUAUUGUGGUGCCUAAAAUAUUAUAUAUUAUGAAACUAUAUUACUAGUUUAUUAAAUUAUGGGUUGUAAAUAAAAAUUAUUACUGGUAUUAGUCCAUUUGCCAAUUACCGAUUUGAUUCUGUUAUUACACACCUUUUAAACAAAUUACUUCCCUUUGUCAAGAGUAGACUGGUUCCAUACUGCACACAAUUUUCUAUAGCCAAGAUGAAUUGAAAGUGAUGUAUCGGCGGUUUAACUAAUCGUUUUCACAAAAAAUAAUUUCUGAUAUCUAAAGUAUUUAGUUAAGGUGGCUCGGAACUAUUCGACUGUGCAUAGUUAUACGCAUGAUUACAAAAUUAUAAGUCGUAAAUUCGAUAUAAUUUUUUGAAAUAUUUUGAUUGAUUAGAUAUGUUAAAUCAUUGUAGUCAUGUGACUAAUAGAAUAUUUUUGUUAUUAUCCGUAUUUGUUAAAGGGUCAAAAUGACAUUUCACACAUUUUCACCAUUUUCCAGCCAAUAUUUGGGUUUUAAGCCUUUUUUAGGCAAAAUGUUUUUUUUGCCUUAUCGUUGGCUUCGGUUUUUUAUUGGCUCAUUCUUUGAAGCUAUAUUCCAGCUUUUCAUAUUACAGUUUUGGACCAAUUGUCAUAGAACGUUUUUUUUAAAUUCAUAUAAAAAUAUGUCAACACCUCUAUUUUCCCUAUCAUUUCAUUGAAAAAUGGUCCCUUUUACAUACCAGUUUAAAAGUAAAAUUUUAAGCUUAACUGGUCCGUGAUCCCCUAUUUUUUUUUCGACCAAUUUGAUUCAUUUUCUUUAAAGAAUAAGAUAACAAAAAAUACAGCACUUCUGAUAGAAACUUCGAAUAGGCCCGAGCCUCCUUAAACAUUAAAUUAAUGUUAUCAAAAGAUUUGAAAACCUUAUAAAUUACUCUCAUUUUAGUAAAACAUUAAAUUAAUGUUAUUAAGAGAUUUGAAAACCUUAUAAAUUAGAUUAUUACUCUCAUUUUUGUUAAACAUUAAAUUAAUGUUAUUAAAAGAUUUGAAAACCUUAUAAAUUACUCUCAUUUUAGUUAAACAUUAAUUUAAUGUUAUUAAAAGAUUUGAAAACCUUAUAAAUUACUCUCAUUUUAGUUAAACAUUAAAUUAAUGUUAUUAAAAGAUUUGAAAAGCUUAUAAAUUACUCACGUUACGCACAGGUAGAUUUGGUCUUUCUGCCAGCUCUCCAUUGUAAAUAAAAAUUAAUGUCCCUCAUAAGGGAGACAACAUUUUUAGGGAUCUCUAAUUACAGGGUCAAUUACGGGAAUUGGCAAAUAGCCUAUUGGGGCAUGAUUGAGUUUCAAAUUGUGCUGAAUUUAUAAACAAAACUUAAUAAUAGAUAUAUGUAUAACAAUGACAAUUGAUUUUAUAUUUAUAAUUAUUGCUGUUAAUUUUGAAUUAUACAAUUGAUUUUAUAUUUAUAAAGUAUUGCUGUUAAUUUUUUUUUAUCAAUUUAUGUAAGAUUGACGAAAUAUGUUUAAUGAUUAAAUUAUUUACAGAA
Mytilus trossulus (common blue mussel) is the source of this 3786-nucleotide messenger RNA. RefSeq lists its product as uncharacterized. The transcript has 7 exons. Lineage: Eukaryota; Metazoa; Mollusca; Bivalvia; Mytilida; Mytilidae. The record is from RefSeq and is a predicted model, not a curated record. Bases 181 to 1203 code for a protein of 340 amino acids.